Messenger RNA from Labrus bergylta (ballan wrasse), 2578 nucleotides. The record is from RefSeq and is a predicted model, not a curated record. NCBI's taxonomy places the organism in Eukaryota, Metazoa, Chordata, Actinopteri, Labriformes, Labridae.
UUCGGUGCUUUUCGGAGCUGCGCACAGCCUUGCUUCUCUGAACUCCUGGAGGCUGUACUGUACCCUACAGUCACACCCGGUCAGUCCCACCCUGCGCAAGUGGGGGGGACCUCGCUGUUAUUGCUUUUUAACCGGGAAUCGCUGAAUGAGGAGGCACGAUCACUGCAGGGAGGAGUGCGUUGCGCUUGCAAGCACAUGUCAGUCUGUUACGGCGCGAUCCUUACUUCGUCUCUUUGUUGGAGAGUGAGAGGCACACACGCACAGGGAGAGACAGAGAAAGCGAGAGAGAUAUACACAUACAGUGGAGGAGAGAGAGAGAGAGCGCAAAAAGAGGUAGUCCGUGCAACCAGGCUCCUCUUGCCAGUCCUCUGCUGCGAAACAAGUGUGACGGACCGACCGGCGUUACCUACUCCCAGCUGUUUGUUUUUUCUCUAAGUGUUUUCUCUCCCUCUCUACCAUUGUGCUGCGUCCACUCCGGUCGUGAAUAUGCCCCGGUACCGUCCUGCCCGGGGAUUGACGUUGUUAUUGCAGGUCGCGUUGUGGAUUUUCAGCCUUGUCAGCGCUGUGCACGGAGCUGUGCCAACAACCCAGAAGUGUGAUGAAGCUCUGGCCUCUCCUCUUCCUCACACAGCCUUCACCAGCUCGUCCGUCUUCUCCAACGGAUACGCACCUGGGUAUGCCAAGCUCAACAGGAGAGGAGGUGCUGGAGGAUGGUCACCUUUGGACAGUGACCAUUACCAGUGGCUACAGGUGGACCUGGGUUCCAGAAAGCAAGUGAGCGCCAUAGCAACACAGGGUCGCUACAGCAGCUCUGAUUGGACGACACGGUACCGUCUCCUCUACAGUGACACAGGAAGGAACUGGAAACCAUACCACCAAGAUGGCAACAUUUGGGCCUUCUCUGGGAACUCCAACUCCGAGAGCUCAGUCCGCCAUGAGCUGCAGCAGGGAUUUGUGGCACGCUUCCUACGGCUCGUCCCGCUGGACUGGAGCGAGGAAGGACGGAUCGGUCUGCGCAUAGAAGUCUACGGCUGCUCCUACUGGGCUGGCGUGAUCAACUUUGACGGACAAGGUGUCAUCUCAUACCGUUUCAAGGUGAAAAAGAUGAAGAUCAUUAAAGAUGUGAUUGCGUUGAGGUUUAAGACCUCAGAGAGCGAGGGUGUGAUUCUUCAUGGGGAGGGCCAACAGGGAGAUUAUAUAACACUCGAACUUCGCAAGGCCAAACUACAGAUACAGAUAAACCUGGGCAGUAAUCAGUACGGCUCUAUCCUGGGUCAUACCUCUGUGACCACUGGCAGCCUCCUGGACGACAAUCACUGGCACUCAGUGGUUCUUGAACGAUACCGUCGUAACGUUAACUUCACCUUGGACAGACACACUCAGCACUUCAGGACCAACGGAGAGUUUGACCACCUCGAUUUGGACUAUGAGUUGAGUUUUGGAGGGAUGCCAUACAGUGGGAAGCCAUUAGGAGGAGGGAGGAAGAACUUUAAAGGUUGCAUGGAGAGCAUCAACUACAACGGAGACAACAUCACAGACCUGGCCCGCAGAAAGAAACUUGACACCUCCAGCUUUCGUAACCUGUCCUUCUCCUGCGUGGAGACCCACAGCUUCUCUGUCUUUUUUAACGCCACCAGCUUCCUGCAGCUGCCGGGACGAGCCGAUCACAACGCGAUAUCUGUCAGCUUCCAGUUUCGUACCUGGAACCCCGAUGGACUCCUUCUUUUCAGUAACCUGGAUGAUGGCACAUUGGAGAUCUCCCUGGAGGAGAGCAGGGUGAUGGUUCAUAUCAACGUGACGAAGGGGGAGAGCAACAACCAGGUCGACUUAUCAUCAGGUUCAAGCCUUAAUGACGGACAAUGGCACUCGAUCCGUUUGGUCGCCAAGGAGAAUUUUGCCAUGUUGACGAUAGACGGCGAGGAGGCAUCUGCUGUGCGGUCCACCUCACCGCUCAGCAUCACCACUGGAGGAACCUAUCACAUGGGAGGGUAUUUUCUCCAGACGUUGUUAUCCCCCUCCCUGCGUUCCUUCCAGGGCUGCAUGCAAGCGAUCCUCGUGGACGACCAACCAGCUGAUCUGCACGCUGUAGAGAAAGGCAUCAUGGGAGCUUUUGAGAAUGUCAGCCUGGACAUGUGUGCAAUCAUAGACAGAUGUAUGCCUAAUCACUGUGAACAUGGCGGUCGCUGUAAACAGACGUGGGACAGUUUCAGCUGUAGCUGUGACGGAACAGGAUACACAGGAGCCACCUGCCACACAUCUAUCUAUGAGCCGUCAUGUGAGGCUUACAAGCACUUGGGCCGGUCCUCUGACACCUACUGGAUCGACCCUGAUGGCAGCGGACCCCUUGGCCCUUUUAAAGUCAACUGCAACAUGACAGAGGACAAAGUGUGGACAACGGUGAUGAACAACCUGCCCCCCAAAACCACAGUGACUGGCUCCAGUAGAGAGAGACGCACCGUCCUACAGGUUAACUACAGCGCCUCCAUGGACCAGAUGACAGCCAUCACCACCAGUGCAGGAAGCUGUGAGCAGCAAAUCGCCUACAGCUGUCGCAUGUCCAGACUGCUCAACACUCCAG